Messenger RNA from Closterium sp. Naga37s-1, 2514 nucleotides. Lineage: Eukaryota; Viridiplantae; Streptophyta; Zygnematophyceae; Desmidiales; Closteriaceae. The record is from the annotation of a GenBank genome assembly.
AUGCGGCCAGGUGCAGUGCAUCAGCAGCCGGACGAGGAGGAGGACGGUGAGGAGGAGGAGGAGGAUGGCGAGGAAGGGGAGGAACGGGAAGAGGGGGAGGGUGACAGUGAGCAGUACAGCAGGACGAGAAGCAAGGGGCCGGAGGGCGAGGAAAUCUGCAGAGUGCUGGGCGGAGGGGUUGUGCUGGGUUCGCUGGUGCUCGUGUCUGGCAGCCCAGGUGCUGGGAAGAGCACUCUCCUGCUUCAGUUGGCAGGGCUGCUGGCGGAGGAGGCAAGAGGCUCGCUAACAGGAGGCUCCCCGCUGGCUGUGCUUUAUGUGUCGGGGGAAGAGCGCGAGGAGCAGCUGGCCACACGGGCCAAGCGCCUGGGCAUAACUGCAGACAACCUCUUCCUGCUCUCCGAGAACAACCUCGAGAGCAUUCUUGAGGGAAUCACGGAGAUGGAGCCGCGUGCUGUGAUAGUGGACUCCAUUCAAACCAUGCACCUGCCAGGUGUCACCGGCUCAUUGGGCAGCGUCAGCCAGGUGCGGGAGUGCACGCUGCUGCUGCUGCUGGAGGCCAAGAACCGAGGCAUUCCCAUCUUCAUUGUGGGUCAUGUGACUAAAGCGGGGGACGUGGCGGGGCCGAGGGACCUGAAGCACAUAGUGGAUGUGGUGAUGCAUGUGGAGAGUGACAGGCAGGACAGCCACCGCAUCCUGAGCACCAGCAAGAACCGAUUCGGUUCCACUGAUGAGGUGGGCGUGUUUGAAAUGGCAGCACGCGGCAUGGUAGCAGUACCCAACCCCAGCCUCGCCUUCCUCCCUGCUAGCCGCACGCGAGGCAGCGCAGCCGUGGCCGUGGUGAUGCACGGGAGCAGACCUCUGUUGUUGGAAGUGCAGGCCCUAUGCGUAAAAGCCAUCCCCAACAUUCCCCCCACCAAGACCGCCAACGGGGUGGACAUGUAUCGCCUCACCAUCCUCACCAAGAUCAUGCGCCACAUUGGCUUGCCUAUUGGCUCUCGGGAUGUAGUGGUGAAUGUAGUGGGCGGCAUGCAGGUCAAGGAGCCGGCUGCUGACCUCGCCAUUGCUGUCGCCAUAGCCAGCAGUCUGUACGAGAGCCCAGUACCAGCAGACACGGCCUUCAUUGGCGAGAUUGGUCUCAACGGGGAGUUGAGAGGGGUGUCUCAGCUGGAUCGGCGGGUGAAUGAGGUGGCGAAGCUUGGAUUUUCUCGCUGUGUCGUGCCAGCGAAGCAAUGGAAAGGGCAAGCAGCGCCCAAGGGAUGUGAGGUGGUGAAAUGCGAGGGUUUACGAGAUGUGCUGACGGCAGUAGGGAUCCAAAGCACAGGCUAUGGGGGAAAAAGGAAGGCUGAAGAGGAGGAAUUGGAAUUUGAUGAGGAUGACAUACUGCUGCGCUCUCUCCUCGCCCUUUCUCCCAAGCCCCACUUCCCCUUCCCCUUCUUCCCCCUCAUCGUUUCGCUUCUGCGCCGCUUCUUCCGCCAACCCCUGCUUGCGCCGCCAAUGGCGUCCCUCGCCGCACAAAAUCUCUCCCGCGAGCUCGGCGCGCUUUCCGCCCAGCGUUCCGGCGUCGCGAAUCUUCCCGUCAGACGAACCUCUGUUCCUCUAGCGGGUGUGACUAAAACGAAUCGCCGCGUGCGGGCAACGGUGGAUUCCAGCACCAAAUCGCAAGGCACGCCGUCGAGUGCGGUCAGCCGUCGAUCGCUGCUCGCCGUGUCGCUAUCCGCGGCGACUCUGGCGCCGCUCCUGUCGCCGUCUCUCCCUGCGUUUAGUCCGGUAGCCCCAGCGCAUGCGGCUGACGUGGAUCUGACCCCUGCUGAGCUGGAGGCAGCAGUGCGACGAGCAGUGGCGAAGGUGGUAACCAGAGCCAAGGCGCCUGGCGCGCUGAGGAUCGUGUUUCACGACGCGGGGACGUACGACCUGGCGACCAACACAGGUGGCAUGAACGGGUCAGUGCGCUUUGAGUUGAAGCGGCCGGAAAACGACGGGCUCAAGCGAACCAUCAAGGUGCUUGAGAAGGCUCGCCUGGAGCUAGGGCCCCUGGCAAAUGUGGUGUCGUGGGCCGAUCUCAUGGCAGUGGCGGGGGCAUAUGCAGUGGAGUCAUGUGGUGGGCCGCACAUUCCUGUGCGCAUGGGCAGACGCGACGCCAGUGGACCCGACCCUGAGAACUGCAUGCCAGCAGAGACACUGAACGCCAAGGAAGUGGUAGCGAGCUUCAAGUCGAAGGGCUUCAGCCUACAGGAGACGGUGUGUCUACUGGGAGCGCACACACUGGGGGGGAAGGGCUUUGGCGAUGCGACCAGCUUUGACAACGCCUACUACUCCAUUCUGCUUACCAAGCCAUGGCUCGACACGAGGAACAGCAUGGCGGACAUGAUCGGGCUGCCAUCAGACAAGGCCAUUGUGGACGAUGAAGAUUGCCUCGUGUGGAUCAACAAGUACGCCAGCGAUCAGGAUCUCUUCUUCCGGGACUUUGUACCGGCGUACACCAAGAUGGUCAACAGCGGGGCCGUGUGGGCAUGA